AUGUGGCACUUUAUACCAUUGUGUGACCCCCCCCCACCCCACAAAAAAACAUUUUGCAUUGGUGCUGUGCUGUUGUGUUCUCCUCAAAGAUCCAUCCACCAUGCUGAGACCGUGCAUGAUGCUCGCCGCAGUCCUCUUGUGCUUGUUGGUGUUUUGGAGCAGCCUCGCCGACGCUUACCCGCCCCAACCCGAGAGUCCCGGCAACAACGCCUCCCCGGAGGACUGGGCCAAGUACCACACUGCUGUCAGGCAUUAUGUCAACCUCAUCACCAGACAGAGAUAUGGGAAGAGGUCAUCCCCUGAGCAGGCGAUGGCAUGGCUGCUGUUUGGUGCCGAUCCAAGUGAAGACGCUGAUCCACGUUCGGACUAUAACAGCGGGUGGUAAUCGACUCGAAGGGUGGCUCCUCCUCCUAAAAAAAAUAAAUAAAAAAAUCCAACAACAAUCAAAAACGCUGGGAUUUCCUGGAGGGACAACCUGCAUCUAAACAAUCUGUUUCAAUUUCUCAAUAUGCGUGCAUGUUUCUCGCUUUGUUUGUCUGCAAUGCAUCUCUUUGUAUAACCUCUUUGUCUUCUGGCCAAUGAUGUAAAUAAUUUGUAUGAGGGGGGGGAAAAA
This is a messenger RNA of Phycodurus eques (leafy seadragon), 613 nucleotides long. RefSeq names its product peptide YYb (gene pyyb). Bases 101 to 385 code for a protein of 94 amino acids. The transcript has 3 exons. Lineage: Eukaryota; Metazoa; Chordata; Actinopteri; Syngnathiformes; Syngnathidae. Gene Ontology annotation, cellular component: extracellular region. Gene Ontology annotation, molecular function: neuropeptide hormone activity; neuropeptide Y receptor binding. The record is from RefSeq and is a predicted model, not a curated record. Gene Ontology annotation, biological process: neuropeptide signaling pathway; feeding behavior.